Molecule: messenger RNA, 4340 nt
Organism: Tachysurus fulvidraco (yellow catfish)
Lineage: Eukaryota; Metazoa; Chordata; Actinopteri; Siluriformes; Bagridae
Exons: 8
Biological process (GO): neutrophil chemotaxis; cellular response to interleukin-1; positive regulation of GTPase activity
Cellular component (GO): extracellular region
Molecular function (GO): CCR chemokine receptor binding; chemokine activity
Source: RefSeq, a predicted model, not a curated record
CUUCAGUCCUUCACAAAGGUCCUAGAUGCAAUUGGACCAGAUGACUGCUGUUUCAGAUUUCAGACACGACCAAUCCCUGUAAGAGUCAUUACAGAGUAUGGCGUAACAAAUAUUCGGUGUGCAAAACCUGGAGUCUUCUUUACUCUACAGAACGGUCGUCAAUUGUGUGCAGAUCCCAGCUUCAAGUGGGUGAAGUACAACAUGAAAAGAAUUGACCAGCGUCUGUUUAACAGUCUGAACAAACCUGAUGUUGUAGAUGGACCAGAUCAGUGCUGUACCAAGUUUCGGACACAACAAAUCCCUGUAAGAGACAUUACAGUGUAUGAAGUAACAGAUCCUAAGUGUCGAAAACCUGGAGUCAUCUUUACUCUAGAGAACGGUCUUCAUGUGUGUGCAGAUCCCAAAAUCAUAUGGGUGAAGAACAACAUGAACAGAACUGACGAGCGUCUCUUUAGUAACCUGAACAACACUGAAGAUUCACAUGGACCAGCUCUUUGCUGUUACAGAUUUCAGACACAACCUAUCCCUAUAAGUGUCAUUACAGCUUAUGAAGUAACAGAGAUUCGGUGUGAAAAACCUGGAGUCAUAGCGCAGCCAGUCAAAUCCAUUCUGCUUGAGGAAUGCCCUAAUAAAUUAAACUCCGUCCCUGCCAUAGACGAGGAACAACAUGGCACAAGAGGGCAACCUGAAUCCAACCCAUCAUGACCAACAACAGAGAAGAAGCCCCAGGGGCGAAGGCCAUUAAUCAAGUGUCCAAAGGCCUGCAACAAUUUGAUGUGGAAUGAGUCCAACACCGAUCUCUGCAACAUGCUGGAAGGGAUCAGAGGCACAGUCAUGAAAAAGUUGGAUAGGAUGGGUGAUCUUAUCUAUGCCUACGGAGUGGAACAUUUUGGAGUGGUCAAAGGCACGAGCUACUCCUUCUAUCCCCACCAAGUCCAGAAGGCAGACAGAGAUAGAUCACCUAGUCAAGGAAAGGAAGCAGCUGAAGAAGCAAUGGAGGAAGGCCACGAAGGAGGAGAAGGAGGGUAUAGACCUGCUGCAGAAAGAGAUUCAGGGCAGGCUUGCAACACUGAGGAGGCUUGAAAACCUCCCGAGGAUGCGCAGAAGGAAGGAGCCAACAAGAUCACGCAUCUACAAAGAUCCCUUUAAAUUUGUGAAGAGUCUCUUCACAAAGGAGAAGAGCGGAAGUCUCUCAGUGUCAAAGGCCGACCUGGAAUAACAUCUGAAAAACAUCCUGCACAGAUGACAGACUCCAGGAAAAAGUUACACUCCCACCUGACAUGCCACCAGUCAACCCACCAGAGCACGAGCUGGAUAUCAGUCCACGCAGGUGGAGUGAGAUAGAACAAACCAUCUGUAGAGCAAGGGCCGCAUCAUCUCCAGGUCCCAAUGGAGUUCCAUACAGGCUCUACAAAAGCGCUCCAGAUGUCCUGCGAUUCCUCUGGAAACUGAUGAAAGUCAGUUCCCCCAAGGAAAAGGACUCGUCAGAGAGUUCCGACAGAUCAGCCUUCUAAACCUAGAGGGAAAAAUCUUUUUCAGCGUGGUCACUCACAGGCUGGCAGGAUACCUGCAAAGAAACAACUUGAUUGACACUUCAAUCCAGAAAGCAGGCAUCUCAGGCUUUUCCGGUUGUGUAGAACACACUAGUGUCAUUUCACAUCAGAUCCAGGUCACCAAAAAGGAGGGAACAGAUCUUCAUUUAGUGUUCCUGGAUCUCGCAAAUGCCUUUGGCUCAGUCCCUCACAACCUCCUGUGGAUAGCCUUUCACUACUUUAGAGUCCCAGAAGCUCUCACAACCAUUUUCAAGGUCUACUUCCAGGAUUUCCAACUCUGUGUGACAACAGCAGAGUACACAACAGCUUGGCAACACCUGAAAGUGGGAAUCAUUGUGGGCUGCACCAUCUCCCCAUGGGCCUUCAACCUGGCCAUGGAGGUCAUCAUUCGGGCCUCUAGGUGGACAGUUGAUGGACAGUGAAUAAGACCUGGGCUGAGGCUGCCGCCGGUCAGAGCCUACAUGGAUGACCUCACAACUCUCACCACCACCAAGGUGUGCACUGUAUGGCUAGUUCCAGGAAAACACUGAGCGGGCUUGCAUGAAGAUCAAGCCGAGAGAGUCCAGAAGCAUCUCCAUCAUUAAGGGAAGCUGUCAGACUGCCAUUUCCAUAUCGGUGAGGAACCCAUCCCAACAGUCUCCGAGAAGCCAGUGAAGAGCUUAAGUCGUUGGUAUGAUGCCUCCCUUAAAGACAAAGAGCAAGUAGAGCAGCUUAGGAAGGAGGUAGCCAGUGGCAUGGAGAACAUCAACAGAACCCUGCUUUCUGGCAUGCUGAAGCUCUGGUGCAUGCAGUAUGGACUACUUUCACGUCUCCUGGCCAUUAACCCUCUAUGAAGUCCCGCCUCGAAGGUGGAAAAGCUGGAGAGAAUGUUCAGCUCAUAUGUAAGGAAGUGGCUUGGCCUUCCCAGGUGCCUCAGCAGUAUUGGAUUUUAUGGCAAAGGGAUGCUACACCUGUCCAUCUACAGUCUACUAGUACAAGUGUGCCAAAGUCAGACUGGAGAUGAUGCUACUGGAUUCUAGCGAUCCAUUUGUAGCCCAAGCUGCUCCCAUUUGGCCACCUGGAGGAGGUGGACCCUGUUGGCUGCAACUGAGCAGCACUCAGACACCAGGAAAUUGUGGGCCGAGUGCAGGAGGGGAGGAGUGGUCUUGGAUUUGGGGCCAGUACACCAGUGUGGAGCAAGGCCUCUCCAUCUCAGAGAUGCAAGAUGGUGGUCCAGGAGGUACGUCGGGAGGAAGAAGCAAGAAGGUGCCCCCAAGCUGUGGCACAGCAAUUGCAAGGGCAGUGGAUGGCAUGGGAAGGAGUGGAGAAGAGGAAAAUCUCCUGGAAAGAGCUGUGGGAGAUGGAGGCAUUCAGAGCAAUCUUUACCAUCAGGGCUGCCUAUGAUGUCCUACCGUCUACCACAAACCUAAGCCAAUGGUAUGCCGAAGAUCCCACGUUCCCUCUAUGCCCAAGUCUAGCAACACUGAAACACAUUUUAGUUGGAUGCAAGACCAGCCUCACCCAAGGCCGUUACACCUGGUGGCUUAACCAGGUGCUGAAGUGUUUUGCUGCACUGUUGGUAAGUCAACAGACAAACAUGAAUGCCCUUCCUCCCCCGUUAUCCCAGUGGCAGACAACACCAUUUGUUCGGGAGGAUGAGGGUCAAGCCAACCUCACCACCAUAAGAUCAGACUCUGGUCAGCUGGGCAGAGCACCGAACUGGAAGCUGCUGGCAGACUUGAAGAAGAAACUUCCCACCUGAAAUCGCAGCCACCAAACUGCGACCAGACCUUGUUCUGUGGUCAGCCUCACUCAAGCUUAUCUACAUCAUCGAGCUCACCAUGCCCUGGGAGGGUGCGGUGUAGGAGGCCUGUAAACAGAAAAAGCUGAAGUAUGCUGAACUUUCAACCAAAGCGCAACAACAGCGCAACUAUCAGUGAAACACCAAGGAAGGAGGGCACCCACUUGACAACCCAAAGGGUGCCAUCACUUAAUUGACCAUCCCACGGAGUCUCAUUGGAGCCUCAAGUAUGCAUUAAGGGGUGCAUACUUGACGACAGUGCCAUCAUUCAAUGGACCAUCCCAUGGAGCCUCAUCGGUGCCUCAAGUAUGCAUUAAGGGAUAUCAAUAUCAACAACAGAUCUACAAAGAAACACUUUUUCACACAGCGCCAUCUUUACUCUACAGGACGGUCGUCAUGUGUGUGCAGAUCCCCAAGUCAUGUGGGCAAAGAAUUACAUGAAGAAAAUUGAGCGGCGAACAGGCUGAACAAUCCUACAGAGUUUAAGUCCUCUCUCAAUUAAUAAAUAAUGAAUAAUUAUGUAAUAAAAUGUACUUUUUAUAUAAUCAGACAGGAUGAUUAAAGCUUUUAGUUAUAAACUUAAAUAUAAUCUGAUUUAUUUUACCGACUGUUAACAUGAAUUCAUUUACUUUUUAAUUUACAUUUCUCUGCUUUAAAGUAAAAUCAUGUUGGUUGCAUUUAAACAUUCAACAAGUUUAUGUACAACAUUAAUAUAUUAAUAUAUCUAACACACAUAUGCAUGGGCGUAAAUUUCAUUUAACAGUAUAAUUAAAUAAAAUUUCUCAUGAGCAAUUUUUGAAGUGGGGGACACAAAUAAUAGUCUAAUUGUACUUACAGACAUGACCACACAGUGAAAAAAUGUGCUUUUAUAAUUAUUAUUGUAGCAUGGAGACGGCAUCAUUAUGGUUAUUUUCAAAGUUUUUCUUCAAAGAAAGUAAAACUAUCAUAAAAAUAAUCACACACAAAAAAAAACAAGGAAUAAAAAAAAAGUUUACAAUUUUAUUUAA